CGGGAAGGUCGAAGUGACCGGCUACUUCCCGCCUGGCACGUGGUACGGCCUGCAGGCGGUGCCCGCAGAGGCCCUCGGCAGCCUCCAGCCUCCUGUCCCCGUCGCGCCUGCCAUCCACAGCAGGGGGCAGUGGGUGACGCUGCCGGCACCCCUGGACACCGUCAACCUCCACCUCCGGGCUGGGCACAUCAUCCCCCUGCAGGGCCCUGGCCUCACAACCACGGAGUCCCGGAAGCAGCCCAUGGCGCUGCUCGCAGCCCUGACCGCGAGCGGGGAGGCCCGAGGGGAGCUGUUCUGGGACGACGGGGAGAGCCUGGGGGCCCUGGAGCACGGCGCCUACACGCACGUCGUCUUCCUGGCCAAGAAUAACACCGUCACGAACGAGCUGGUGCAUGUGGCCAGCGAGGGGGCCAGCCUGCAGCUGAGGAAGGUCACCGUCCUGGGGGUGGCCGCUGCCCCCACGCAGGUCCUCUCCGAUGGCGUUCCUGUCUCCAACUUCACCUACAGCCCUGACACCCAGGCAAGGGCCCGGCAGAUGGGCCAGAGGGCUUGUCCCCGGCGAUGGCAGGGGUAGGGGGCGGUACCGAGGACCGUGGGGACCCGGUGCUGUGGCCGGGCCGCACAAGGGCGAAAGGAGUUGGU
This is a messenger RNA of Suricata suricatta (meerkat), 642 nucleotides long. RefSeq names its product lysosomal alpha-glucosidase-like. The transcript has 4 exons. The record is from RefSeq and is a predicted model, not a curated record. The coding region runs from base 242 to 574 and encodes 110 amino acids. NCBI's taxonomy places the organism in Eukaryota, Metazoa, Chordata, Mammalia, Carnivora, Herpestidae.